Messenger RNA from Eimeria tenella, 1299 nucleotides. RefSeq names its product ABC transporter, putative. Gene Ontology annotation, molecular function: ATP hydrolysis activity; ATP binding. The record is from RefSeq and is a predicted model, not a curated record. NCBI's taxonomy places the organism in Eukaryota, Apicomplexa, Conoidasida, Eucoccidiorida, Eimeriidae. The annotation marks the transcript as partial. The transcript has a single exon.
AUGGAAACAGGUGUCGUCUCAGGGCUCAUUCGCUUCAAAUGCUCCCCUUCUCGCGUGGCAUUGCUGCAGCAAGAGGGCCUCGAAGGCUUCAAUCCUGCUGCUGCAGCAAAUACCGUCAGAGAGGAAGUGUACAGCCACCUGCGGCAGCAGCAGCAGCAGCUGCAGCAGCAGAUAGAGCAGCAAAAAAGGCUGCUUCAGGAACUCACUCUGAACAGCAACAGCAGCAGCAGCAACAGCAACUCGGAGGCACCGGACCGUGCUAUGCUGGCUGCAGCGUCACAGCUGUCUCAACUGCAGCAGCAGCAGCAGCAGCAGGAAGAUGAUGAGCGCUGGGUAGCUACGGUGCUGCACCAUGUAGGCUUCGCAGAGCAGCAGCAGCAGCAGCAGCAACUCGGGACCCUCAGCGGCGGGGAGCGAAUGCGUUUGCUGCUUGCGAAGGCGCUAUGUGGGAGGCCUUUUUUGCUGCUGCUGGAUGAGCCGACGAACCACUUAGACGCUGCUGCUGCUUCUGCGUUGCAGCAGCUGUUGCAGCAGCUGCCGCUUCCCAUGAUAAUUGCUUCUCACGACCGCCAGCUGCUGCAGCAGGUCUGCAACGGAGUGUUGCUGCUGCGGCGUGGCUGUCUGGAUCCCAAGUUCGUUGGCUCUGUGGCUUCUUUUCAGCAGCAGCAGCAGCAGCGGCAGCAGCAGUGGGUUGCCGCUGUGCAGAAGCAGCAGGAGCAGCUGCAGCAACUGCAGCAGAAGCUGCGCAGGCAGCGGGGGCCGCCAACUGCAGCAGAUCAGACGCUACUGCAGCAGCUGAAGCAGCAGCCGCCACCCCCUGCGUCUCACGAGCCAGCAGGAAGGCCCCCAGUCUUCUUGCUGCCGCACAGCCCGCAAAGAGCAGCAGAAAUAAUGGCUUUAAGAGGCUGCACUCUUGUCGUCUCUAGCAAAUGUGACCAGAAGCAGCAGCAGCAGCAGCAACAGCAGCAAGAGGAGAAGGAGGUCCUGCGAGACGUGACCAUAGUGGUCCGGAGGGGCUCGAAAAUAGCCAUUGUGGGUCCCAACGGCAGCGGCAAGUCAACUCUCCUCAAGGCGCUGGCGGGCCAGGUGCGAGAGGAGCAGCAGGAGCUGCAGCAGCAGCAGCAGCAGCAGCAGCCGGAAGUGGUAAUAACAUCUGGGGAGCGGAGCUGCGCUACCUCACUGCGCUCUUCGCUUUUGCUGCUUCCACAGCACCAUGCGGAUGUGCUUCCUAUGCACAUGACCGCGUUAGAGGCUCUAAGGGCGGCUGCUGCUGCUGCUGCUGCCCGUCGCCCAGCAGCA